Messenger RNA from Entelurus aequoreus (snake pipefish), 1580 nucleotides. RefSeq lists its product as uncharacterized. The record is from RefSeq and is a predicted model, not a curated record. The coding region runs from base 24 to 1286 and encodes 420 amino acids. The transcript is spliced from 9 exons. Gene Ontology annotation, biological process: response to bacterium. NCBI's taxonomy places the organism in Eukaryota, Metazoa, Chordata, Actinopteri, Syngnathiformes, Syngnathidae.
ACUUGGUCCAACGAGAGGAGAAAAUGUGGAUCGUGCUUCAUCUGCUGCUCCUGCUCCAAAGUGGAGCAUGUACAGGUGCUUACACCUUUUCCACUCUGACUGUUGGACCUGGACAAAAUGUCAGUCUGAUAUGUUCCUUCGAGGAUAUUAAAACUCAGAACAUCUUAUUUUGGAUCCGAUUUGUUUCUGGAACCUUUCCUGACAUUUUAGCUACAAUGGCAUCUUACAGCUCUGCUGAACGUGGAACAUCAAAUGCUGGACAUCGCAUCACAGCCAAAAAAGAGCAAGGAAAAUUUGUACUGCAAAUUAGUCAAGUAGAGAAAAGUGAUUCGGCGAUCUACUAUUGUUUAAAUGUACAACAAUAUACGAAUACCAUGAUGUUUUUGAAAGGAACGUUCCUUCAGGUCACAGAACCAGAACCCUCCGUGUCUGUUGUCUCUGAAGUCCAACCAGGACCGCCUGUGAAGUUGCAGUGCUCAGUCCUCUCCCACUCUGGGAAUGAAACCUGUCAGGAUGGACACAAAGUGUCCUGGUUCAGAACUGGACCAGAAAGUGUCCAUCCCAGCUUUGUUUACGCUGAUGACGAAUGCAAGGAGAUCAAAGAUAAGUCCACACAGAAAUGUGUCCACACUUUGUCAAAGAACGUCGACUCCUCUGAUGCUGGAACUUACUUGUGUGCUGUGGUCACAUGUGGGAGGAUUUUCAUGGGAACUCCAAUAAAAGUCAACAACACCCAAGAUGGUUGCAACUGUGAUUCAAACAAUUAUGUUAUCUUUGUCUUGAGUGCUGCUCUGGCCUUAAGUUUCAUCAUGUCAGCCUUCCUCAUCAACAAAAUCAGGACAAAACAAUGUUUUUGCUGCAAAGCUGGUCCACAAACACUCAAUGAAAGGUUCAGUCACGUCCAGCAGAGAGACGAGGACUCUUUGGUUUAUUCCAUGCCGACCAUUGUCUCCAGGAAAACUGACUUACCGGAACCAGGACAAUCUGAAGGUCUGCUGUUGGGUUUCUUGAGUGCUGCUUUGGCCUUAGGUUUCAUCAUGUCUGCCUUCCUCAUCCACAGGAUUAGGACGAAAAAGUGGUUUUGCCACAAAGCUGGUCUACAAACACUCGAUGAAACGUCCAGUCGUGUCCAGCAGAGAGACGAGGACUCUUUGGUUUAUGCCGUGCCGACCAUCGUCACCAGGAAAGCCGGCAAAGCGAGGCAGACAAAUACGAGGGCAGCACAGGAAUUCAGCACGUACGCCGACGUCUAUCUUUGUGACUCAGUUCUCACGAUGCAAAAUUAAAAAGUGAUCUGACACAGCAAAGAGACUCUGGAAAUUAUCGUAGGUUAAAAGUUGCACUAGGCUGCAUUUGCACGUGUGGUUCGGUGCUCUGGUCUGGAACCAACAAUCCCAAAAAUAUACUGCAGUUUUCUUGGAGUUCACACUGUUUUAUUUUGACAUUUUGGCUGUGCAGUGAAGAACAUAUGCAUAAAGUAGAGACUUGAACAACAAUAUGUUUUAUUGUAUCUUUGUCCCCUUUGUUUACUUCCAACAUGCAUGUGUAUACAUAUGAUAAUGCAAUGGUAAUAACUGCAA